AUGAUGCAAUUAAUUGCAUUUUCUAUUGUUCAGGUAUUAGAAGUGAAAAUAGAUGAGAAAAUCAGGGAAUUUAGUGAAGAUUAUUACCUGCUGAAAGUGAAACCAGCCACCUCUACCCAUCCCUCAGUGAAGGAAAGCAAUGAAGGAUCACGACGUACUAGUACCACAGAAAAAGGAGAAAAACAAGUAGAAGGAUUCUUCCUUAGAGCAGGUCCACUUGUAAAACUGGAUUCUGAUUUCAUAUCAGAUCUUACGAACAUUACAAAUGACAGUAAGUUGAACUAAGUUGACGUUUAUUUAAUAAAUAUAACAUAAUUGUGUCUCGUGAUAUGUGGUAAAACGUGGUUAAAUGUGGAAUAAAUCCUGCAUGCAUUCACAAAACGUAAAGUACGAUGUCAUUUGUGCCGCCAUUGAACACUUGUACUAUUUGUUAUUCUGUUGUGUGAUUUGUCACAUUAGAGAGGUACAGAUUUGACAUUCGCUACAGCUACCAUUACCCAAUCAAGUGUCAGUUGUUCGAAGCGGUUUAAUCGUAGGUUAGCAUUAAACUUUAAAGCAAACUUCCCAACUGCUUGUUUGGAAACUUGUCUGGGUGAAUAAAAUUUAUAGUUUCUAAACUCUAACGUUUUGAAACACAACAACGUGCAGAAAUAAAUGCAGCGGUUAAGCAGCGGUUAAGUCAACCUUGAAGCCAAACUUGAAGGCCAGUCCCAGUCUUUACGCUGCAAAGGUUGCUCAAUCUGUCAGUCAUGACAUACAAACACGCGUAGUCUGACCUCCAGGCUUCAAGAAAAAGAUAGGCAGUUUAUCUGAAGGUAGUGUUCCAGUAAAUUAGCUGUAUCCAUUUCAAUGAUUCAUAUAUACAACCCUUUGCUAGCUGAUGGUUUCAGCGAAUAUAAAAUAAAAGUCACUCGGAACAAAUUGUUUCCAGCCGUUGGUGUUCACGCUAUUUCUCGACGACCUUGGCUCAAAACGUCGAAAUUCUGCUUGUAUUUUUCAUAGUUGUAUCUUUCAUAGUUGUAUCUAAUACACAGACCGUUCAAAAUUAUGAAUUUAAAAUAACUCUAUCACUUCAUUUCUAGGCGCUUUCCUAAGAGUGAAUGAUGUAUUAGAGCAUUUAAAAUUAUGAAUGAUGUAUUUAGAACAUUUAAAAUUAUGAAAAUAACUCAUCACUUCAUUUCUAGGCGCUUUCCUAAGAGUGAAUGAUGUAUUAGAGCAUUUAAAAUUAUGAAUGAUGUAUUAUUUAGAACAUUCAAAAUUAUGAAAAUAACUCAUCACUUCAUUUCUAGGCGCUUUCCUAAGAGUGAAUGAUGUAUUAGAGCAUUCAAAAUUAUGAAUGAUGUAUUUAGAACAUUCAAAAUUAUGAAAAUAACUCAUCACUUCAUUUCUAGGCGCUUUCCUAAGAGUGAAUGAUGUAUUAGAGCAUUCAAAAUUAUGAAUGAUGUAUUUAGAACAUUCAAAAUUAUGAAAAUAACUCAUCACUUCAUUUCUAGGCGCUUUCCUAAGAGUGAAUGAUGUAUUAGAGCAUUUAAAAUUAUGAAUGAUGUAUUAUUUAGAACAUUCAAAAUUAUGAAAAUAACUCAUCACUUCAUUUCUAGGCGCUUUCCUAAGAGUGAAUGAUGUAUUAGAGCAUUCAAAAUUAUGAAUGAUGUAUUUAGAACAUUCAAAAUUAUGAAAAUAACUCAUCACUUCAUUUCUAGGCGCUUUCCUAAGAGUGAAUGAUGUAUUAGAGCAUUUAAAAUUAUGAAUGAUGUAUUAUUUAGAACAUUCAAAAUUAUGAAAAUAACUCUAUCACUUCAUUUCUAGGCGCUUUCCUAAGAGUGAAUGAUGUAUUAGAGCGUUCAAAAUUAUGAAUGAUGUAUUUAGAGCAUUCAAAAUUAUGAGAAUAAUUCUAUCACUUCAUUUCUAUGCGCUUUCCUAAGAGUGAAUGAUGUAUUAGAGCAUUCAAAAUUAUGAAUGAUAUAUUUAGAGCAUUCAAAAUUAUGAAUGAUGUAUUUAGAGCAUUCAAAAUUAUGAAAAUAACUCUAUCACUUCAUUUCUUAGGCGCUUUCCUAAGAGUGAAUGAUGUAUUAGCAUUCAAAAUUAUGAAUGAUGUAUUUAGAGCAUUCAAAAUUAUGAAAAUAAUUCUAUCACUUAAUUUCUUAGGCGCUUUCCUAAGAGUGAAUGAUGUAUCAGAGCAUUCAAAAUUAUGAAUGAUGUAUUUAGAACAUUCAAAAUUAUGAGAAUAAUUCUAUCACUUCAUUUCUAUGCGCUUUCCUAAGAGUGAAUGAUGUAUUAGAGCAUUCAAAAUUAUGAAUGAUGUAUUUAGAGCAUUCAAAAUUAUGAAUGAUGUAUUUAGAGCAUUCAAAAUUAUGAAAAUAACUCUAUCACUUCAUUUCUUAGGCGCUUUCCUAAGAGUGAAUGAUGUAUUAGAGCAUUCAAAAUUAUGAACGAUGUAUUUAGAGCAUUCAAAAUUAUGAAAAUAAUUCUAUCACUUCAUUUCUAGGCGCUUUCCUAAGAGUGAAUGAUGUAUUUAGAGCAUUCAAAAUUAUGAAAAUAACUCUAUCACUUCAUUUCUAGGCGCUUUCCUAAGAGUGAAUGAUGUAUUAGAGCAUUCAAAAUUAUGAAAAUAACUCUAUCACUUCAUUUCUAGGCGCUUUCCUAAGAGUGAAUGAUGUAUUAGAGCAUUCAAAAUUAUGAAUGAUGUAUUUAGAGCAUUCAAAAUUAUGAAAAUAACUCUAUCACUUCAUUUCUAGGCGCUUUCCUAAGAGUGAAUGAUGUAUUAGAGCAUUCAAAAUUAUGAAAAUAACUCUAUCACUUCAUUUCUAGGCGCUUUCCUAAGAGUGAAUGAUGUAUUAGAGCAUUCAAAAUUAUGAAUGAUGUAUUUAGAGCAUUCAAAAUUAUGAAAAUAACUCUAUCACUUCAUUUCUAGGCGCUUUCCUAAGAGUGAAUGAUGUAUUAGAGCAUUCAAAAUUAUGAAAAUAACUCUAUCACUUCAUUUCUAGGCGCUUUCCUAAGAGUGAAUGAUGUAUUAGAGCAUUCAAAAUUAUGAAUGAUGUAUUUAGAGCAUUCAAAAUUAUGAAAAUAACUCUAUCACUUCAUUUCUAGGCGCUUUCCUAAGAGUGAAUGAUGUAUUAGAGCAUUCAAAAUUAUGAAAAUAACUCUAUCACUUCAUUUCUAGGCGCUUUCCUAAGAGUGAAUGAUGUAUUAGAGCAUUCAAAAUUAUGAAUGAUGUAUUUAGAGCAUUCAAAAUUAUGAAAAUAACUCUAUCACUUCAUUUCUAGGCGCUUUCCUAAGAGUGAAUGAUGUAUUAGAGCAUUCAAGUGAAAAGGUUCGUACAGAAAGACAUUUUCGUUAAAAGUGACCACAUGCAUGAUAAGGCAGUGAUGCUCCUACAUUUUGCUGAAAAGUAAAAGUGAUAUUUUGCAGGUGGAUUAUGUUUCUGUGAAAAGAUUGAAAACUGAUAGUGAAAGUUCAGUGUCACGUUAUGUUCCAAGAGUUGAGGAAGUGUACAGUAUCUGUAAUGCAAGGAUUCCUUAUCUUAUUUUAUGUAACGAGGUGAGUGCAAGUGUUAAUUUUGUAACAACAGAUGUUUGUGUUGUUACUCUGAAGUGUGCAUCCACACCGGACAAGCUGAAAAGCUGACCACGGUGGGAAUCGAACCCGCGACCUUUGGGAUACGAUAGUCCAAUGCUCUAUUGCAUUGUGAAUGAAUUUCUGCAUAUAUUUUUUCGGAUUCUUUCCAAAGUAUUCUUUCCCAGUGUAUUAUGAAAUUUUCGCAUUACCAAGAAAUGAGACUUUUAGCCGGUACAUCCCUGGUACAAGGGUAAUAUCUUGAUAGAUUAAUAUCCUGAAGAAUGAAUUGUUACUGUUAAAUACUAGCCAUAUGAGUAACACCGAAAACCGCGUCAAUAUGUAAUAAUUAUCUGUAUUAACGCCUUUCCAAAGGUCGGUAUAUGAUCUCUCAAAUAUUUCCAGCUUAACUUUAACUUCUCAUGUUUUGUUGGAUGGAUCGAUAAAAUAUUGAUUUGUAUUUUGCAGUUCAACAAAGCAAAAAUUCCUUAUCAUGAAGUGUACAAAGAUAAUGUUGAUCUUUCUGUGAGAAUUCUGGAUCUGCCAACACCAAUAAACUUUGAUAUGAAAGUUGUGAAACAACUAAAGAAAAAUCUUCUCGACUGUACGGUAUCUCAUGACACCAGUAAUGGUAACCAAUGGCUAUUCAAACUUAUCAUGGCUAACCCUCCUUUUAAACAUAACCAACCGAAUGCCUCGCAGCAUGUUUUGUUGUACUAUAAAUCUGGAAGCAAAACUCGAGAAGAGACAAGAGAAGAAUAUAGUGAUAAAUUUGUAUGGAGCAUGUUCUUGGAUGAUUGGAAGUCUAUAUGUCGGUUAUAUAAACACGCCAAAGAACUAGAUGAAUAUUUAGUAGGUGAGUUUGGUUAACAGCUGUGCAUGACUAGCACAUUCAAGCAUCCUACAGCAUAAUCAAACUGGAACUCAAUUUGUAAAAUACUUCCCCCCACUAGUUUUUCCAGUCUUCUUUUAAAAGUUCUCUCAAACUCUUGUAUAUACAAUAGUUGAUGUAAAUCUGCCGUGUAUGUGGUCCCUCGUACAGUACGUGAUUGUCCCUGCCAUAGGAUCAGGACAUAAACUUAGUUAUAAUUUAAUUUCUCGGGGAGUGUCCUGCGAUGGUACUUAGUGUUCCGUUCCCACUUAUACCCUUUGGGUUCGUUUGCUUAUUUUCUCUGCAUGAUAGUCUUAAAUUUUGUUACAUUAAUUCUGUAAGUAUAUUAGUAGUUAACCCAAGGGGGGGGGGGGGGGGGGGGGGGGGGGGGGGGGGGGGGUGUCGACGAAGAGAUUAGAAUUGAUAUCUUUCCAUUUCAGAUUCACGUUGCAAUUUGUCUUACAUUUGUUCUGUUCAUUCUUUCACCUACAAAGAACUGGUUAUAGCCUAUGGUCCAGGUUUUCAAAACUUAGUAAGAUACUCUUUUUGUGAUGUUACUCUGAGUGUAUACCCACCAGGCCUCGAAUUUUCCUGAAAUCAAUCGACGGCAAUGGCGUUAAAAAUUGCCGUAGAACGUAAUAGCUGUCUACGGCAAUUUUGGCAGUUUCCACGGCAUUUUUCAAAUUACUGUAAUAAAACUUUAAUUUUAUUGUUACUUUGGAUUUUUGACAAGCUAGAAACAUGUCUACGUAUUUUUUUAGUGUUUUUUUUUUCGAAGAAAACUGAGACUAAAAUAGUGAUUUACGCAUGAUUUGAUCAACAUCUGAAUUCAAGUAUCAAAGUAGUAAUGCACAGUGAAUAGUAUAAAAAUUGCACUAUACGGCAAAAAAUUGCCGUCGUUGUGCAAUGAUCCACGGCAUUUUGUUCUCCCUCUACGGCAAUUGCCGCGAUAAAAUUCGAGCCCUGAUAUCCACACCGGGUAGGCUGAAAACUUAGCCUGACCACGGUGGGAAUCGAACCCGCGAACACAUUGGUAUCGAAGGUACUAGACUUAGUUCCGAAAUACCACUCACUCGAACAGACUUGGCCUCGUAGCUCAGUAGUUGGCAGAGCAUUGGACUGUUUUUGAGUUCGGAACUCUGUAACAAGUGUCCAAUUUCCUGGUGGGACUUCAACAGCUUGUAUAAAGCAAGCAAACAGCUUUAGUUUCAUAGGCGACAGAAUAUUAGCUUGGGGGUAAAUCAAGCCCUAGGUGGGUCGUAGAAAUUUGGAGUCUCUGAAAUGACAUUUUCUGUGUUUUGACAAACCACGACGUUUAUCGUAACCACCCACAACAACAGUUUGAAACCACACAACGGGGAAUUAUGAAAUUUGGGAGGGGGUUCUACUUUUUCAAAGUUUGGGGGGGGACCUAUUAUCUACUCUCUUUUACUUUUAGUGGGAAUAUCAUUCUGUAAAACUAAAGCAAUGAUUAGCAUAAUGUAUGUUGUAUAUCUUUGCAGGUGACUGUCAAAUGGUCUGUUGGUGAAAAAUCCUUUACUUUCUCAUUCUCUCACAUUGGAGAAACGUCUGGCCAUCAACAUGAAAUGAUAAAGAACGUUCUUCAAAAUGAAUUUUCGAAACAUUACAAUCUUCCCUAUGUCAUUCAGGUAAACUGAGAACAUUUUCGUCUUUCCUGUUGUUUUCUAACGAAAGUAUUCGAAGGCAUGAAACCCAGAUAACGGAACUGAACACGAACCAGUUAUUAUAGUAAUUAAACUAAAUGUAUAGUUGAACAUGUAAUAACUUAUUGGGAAAAUCAGUAACGGAAUUUUGCAAAAUAUUUGUACUCAAACUUUUGACAAGUAACUGUAUUACAGUAUGUCUUCUAACAAAUAUUCUCGGUGUAAAUUUAUUUGUCCUAUGCGUUUAUUUUCUUUUGUUUAGACUCUUCACGAAACAUGCGCCCCAUUUUAUUCCUUAUCAAAACUCCCAACUACACUGGGCAUGGUAAGUAUACAUCUUAAUAUUGAAAUCAUCCUUGGGCAUCUUGCUUGAUAGAACUAACAAACUUAACCAACUGAGCUACAGAGUUCAGAGGCGCUUUCCAUAUGACGGAAAUUCCGGAAAUCUUGCUUGAAAAUCUAAUGGAACACGUUAAUAUCUGGAAUGCUGUUUCGAAAUUUUUCGAAAUUUUUACAUCCAUUAAAACAUUCCCCAACUAGGUUGCUGCUUUCCAGUCUUCAACGAGCAAAAACCGCCACCAAAACCAAAAUGGCUGGUUCUCGACCAUUUCAGUGCCUCGAGUCUGGAUUUAUUUCGCCGAAUGCUGAAAGAAGAGAUUUGAGCGGCAGUAUCAAAUUCUUCAAAAUUAAAGGAACAGCAUUCCAGAAAUUAACGUGUUCCAUUUGAUUUUCAAACAAGUUUUCCGUCAAAUGGAAAGCGCCCAACAAACCUUCUAUUAUUUACAAGCAACAAACCUUCCAUUAUUUACUGUCACGCUGUAGCGUUCCAUUUUGCCACUGGACAUUCCGGAAACGCAAACUGUUUUUUUUUUUGUUCAAAUGGAAAGCGCCCCAGGUGUCGAGCUCUGACUGGGUUCGGUUCCUGGCCUAUAGUUAACCUUCCGCUCGAAAUUGUCAUAUCUAGAAUGUUGUCCGGAGUAAUUCUUACAAAUUUAUUUUCAUUUUGAUUUUUGUAGUUCCGUGGUUUAAGUAUAAGUCCAGCGUUUUCCGUUCUCCCCCAGUCCUCCAGCUGCGCGAGAUUGUCGUUUAAAGACUACUAUAUGUUAGAAUUUAACUUCCGCUCGAAACAACUAGUGUCAGUAAGAGGUAAGUACUUGUAUUUGUAUUUGUAUUUGUGAGGAAACAACAACUCGCUUGCCAGACGAAUCUCCGUCGUGCCUUGCAGGAGAACUGUUGACAAAUUAUAUAGUAACAAAUAAUAUAUUUCAGAAAUCAGACAACAAUUCUGAAAUUAAAAUUUCAACGUGCACAUUUGCAGUAUAUGUAUAAAUUAGAGUGUACCAUGAAAAGAGACUUUAAACAUUGCCUAAAGGCUGCAUUCCAGUUACGCGUUUUUCGCUUAAAAUUUCAUAUAAGUGCAAAUAACCUUAACAAAUACACAUUAAAUCAUACACAAAACUGAAUGCUGUCCUUUUAUAAAUUUAGUUAUUUCAUAAGUAGGAUGUAAAGCGAAUUCAACUUUUACGUGCGUGUCGUACUCAGAAAUCACCAAUACAUUCCAAUAUUCAAAAUGAUUUAUUUUCUGAUUUAGAUUGUGCGCAUUAUAAAAUUCCUGGAUAAGUUUCAAGCACCAAUACAGCCAAUUCACAAUUUAAAGGUGAGAUUCGUGUUAUUAAACACAAUGAUAUCAUCUCAAAACUGAGAACCUAAAAGUGAUGUGGUGGCAUUUCACUCAAUGUGAAGAAAGGUUUUCUUUUGAGGAACACGAAUCUGAAGCGUACAUAACAACGCAAUUCAGAAUAUACAGUAUACAUGCAUCAUUCUUGCAUGCUAAUUAAAAUAUUAUAAUGUAAGGGCGCUUUCCAUUUAAUGGUCUGACCGGUCAGACCCAAAUUCUUUUCUCUGUAUCAAUGGAAAGAUCUGGUCUAUGUUUCUCAAAUAUCUAGCGAAAAUGGACCUCAUUCAAAUGUUAUCUAAAUUUUCCGGUCCGAAGCCCAAAUGUUUUGUGUUCCAUUCAACAAUUUGAUCGUUUUGACCAGUCUGGCCGUGUUAAUGGAAAGCGUCCUAAGUUCUAAGAAAUCAGGUAUAAUAUCGUUUCGCAUCUCUGGUGCAAUCCCAAGCUACUUACGCACAGUUUUGAAUACCUUGGAAAGUUCGUUGGUCAUGUGGUAGCGGCAAAAUGUAAGUAGAUAGCAAGAGUACCGCGUACCUUCGUGUUACUUGCAGGGCUGAAUAGUAUGAAGUAACCUCCCGUACGUAAGUACGCGAACUAUUGCACCCUGAUUUCCUUACCCAUCCGCCAUGAGAGUUACCUGAAUAAGAUUUUCUCUUUAUUCAAUUUAGGCGUUUUUACAGCAAUAUAAUGAUGGGCAUACAGAAAUCGCAAUGAAAAAUGUAUAUGCUUUUAACUGGGAGUCGUUGUCAACAUCACCUUUAGCUAAUCCAGCCCUAGGACCUCGUUUUGAAAAUACGCAAAGGUAUUGUAUAACGCAAUAUGUGGAGUAAAAUUAUCUAAUAAACCGUCACAGACGUCACUCUGUAAUAAAUGUUCCGUAUCUAAUAGACGCUGUCAAAUCAUCAUUUUGUGAGAAACGUCCCUCUCUAUUAAAUGCCCCGUAUCUAAAAGUGGUAUGGUCUUAUGCAUCGUAUAUAGUAUAAUUGUGUGGUAUGGUCUUAUGCAUCGUAUAUAGUAUAGUGGUAUGGUCUUAUGCAUCGUCUAUAGUAUAGUGGUAUGGUCUUAUGCAUCGUAUAUAGUAUAGUUGUGUGGUGUGGUCUUAUGCAUCGUAUAUAGAGUGGUGUGGUCUUAUGCAUCGUAUAUAGUGGUGUGGUAUGGUCUUAUGCAUGGUAUAUAGUGAUGUGGUGUGGUCGUAUGCAUGUUAUAUAGUGGUGUGGUCGUAUGCAUGGCAUAUAGUGGUGUGGUAUGGUCUUAUGCAUGGUAUAUAGUGGUGUGGUAUGGUCUUAUGCAUGGUAUAUAGUGGUGUGGUAUGGUCUUAUGCAUGGUAUAUAGUGGUGUGGUCGUGUGCAUGGUAUAUAGUGGUGUGGUAUGGUCUUGUGCAUGGUAUAUAGUGGUGUGGUCUUAUGCAUGGUAUAUAGUGAUGUGGUGUGGUCGUAUGCAUGGUAUAUAGUGGUGUGGUAUGGUCUUAUGCAACGCAUGUAGUGGUGUGAUAUGGUCGUAUGCAUGGUAUAUAGUGGUGUGGUCGUAUGCAUGGUAUAUAGUGGUGUGGUCUUAUGCAUUGAUGAAAUACUGUAUAGUGUGGUGUGAUAAUAGUGUAGUAGAUUUCCCUAUAAAAUAAUUGCUUAAUUUAUGGGCGUUUAGUUCAGUCUUCUUAAAAACGGCUCUUUGUGUUUUGUUUAUGAAUUAUUAAAGAGGUUGAGAAGUACGGGGGGCGGAUUGUACGGGGGCGGAUUGUUCAAUGCUGGAUUAGCGCUAACCCUGGGUAACCCACUGUUUUAGUUUGUGUAUUUCUGCACGUGGUAUUGAUCCAGAAGAGAUUUCUAAAGUUUUUAAACAAGCUGUUUGGAAAGUUGCUUUCAAUUUUAUAGGUUAACCUGGGGUUAAGCAAACCGGCUUUCGAACAGCGACCCCAGAUGUACAUCGGUUAACGUACACAACAAAUAAAGAUGAAAAGAUGUAAUGUUGAAAGGUAGUUCAGUACAGCAUAGUAAGGUUGUUAUAUAUUUGUGUUUUUAGACUCCCACAUGCGACUGGAUAUAAUGAGCUACGAUCAGCUCCUAUUUCUUCAUCGAAACAUGGUAUGUAUUGAAACACGCCAGUUGCUGUGAUGUGAUAUGUAUUCCACUCAGAUGCUUGCUGCACCCAGAAUGUCCAUACAUUAAAUCGACUAACGUUUGUUUAUAUAAGUUUGAAUGUUGAGCGCCAGUGUAGGUAGCGAUGAAAACAAUAGAUCAUUUCCGAAUUAUUCUCAGGGAUGAAUACAAGCAUUUUAGUGUACUACCUUGUUGUCUAAAUUCUUAAUUUUGCCUCCAUGAAAUAACAUUGGUUGCGGUGAAAUAACAUUGGUUACGACCAUUUUAAAACAGAUUUUUAAUGGCGUGUUAAAGAAUAUACAACGAUCAAGUAUUUUCCUAUUUCAAAGCAUAUUGUGAAAAGUAGAAUUCUGGAGAAAGAAGGAGUUUCAAAACUCAAUUGAAGAUUGACUUUUUUGCUACCGGUAGUAGAAAUGUGCCUAUAUUAAUCCCUAUAUUCUGUAUAGUUGUCAAACAAUCACUCCAAGUCGAGGUGUCGUACUAAAUUUGUAAUACAAACAUAACUUUGGACGUACUCAUGUCUGUGGGUAUUCGACCAUAAUUCGGAAAUGGUGGGCUUGGAUGCAUGUAUGAUGCAACUACCUGAAAAGUAAUAUUCUCGACAUUUCGAACAAAGGCCCUGGAUGUUAUAGUAGUUAAGGUGGCUCCCUACAGUUUUGAUUGUACAGCACACAAUUGUAUUUAAAAAACCAUUAUUUUAUCAUCUUGCAAAGUAUGAUCACGAAACUUGGCCACACAACUGCUACAAUAUCGCCAAUUACGAAAAAUAAAAAAUGUCGUUAAAAAUCCCCGUUGCCAUGGUAACAAAGCGAUUUUAAAAAGGGUCAAUUUGCAGAUUCUUUGAUAAUUUUUUGAAAAUUUCUUCGGUAAAACUUUUUAACUUUUUGCACACAGUAAUCUUAUCUAUAAUUCCUUCAAAUGAUAGCAUUUUAAAAAAAUCGUACGAGAAUUUUUUUUAAUCCUCAAAAAGCCCUGUUUUUAGAAUAAAAAAAAUUCGGCUCGUACGAUUUUCUUAAAACUUGCUCAUUUUACGCACUUCAAGUUACAGGAAAGUGUGUGAAGUUUUAAAAAAUUUUACCGAAGGAAACACGAGAAAAAUACAUUUAUUUUUAUCUAUGUGACGUCACAAAAAUCAGGAUUUCAAUUUCCUCGCGAGGCCAGCCGACAAUCCCAAGGCUCGCGCGUGUAUAUCACGCACGACGCAAUUUUAAAAAACCCUCCACGCGUGCAACGUCAACCACGCGUGUUACGUGUAGCACUAAUCUCGCGCGUGGACAAAAUUUCCGCGACACAGACCUAAAACUAUAGGGAGCCACCUUAAGGGACGGUCCAUUAGAAAAGUGAAGGGGGUGAUGGAGGGGGAGGGGAGUUUCUGUCCUGCAUGGAUUUUUUUAUAUUUUUUCAACGUUUUAUGCACACAAUUCACAACUGGGUAACUCGCAUGCCUAGUUACUACAUUGUUUAAAUUCACGAAAGCAUAAUUCAUACAUGUUUGAUAUAUUCACUCAUGUAGAUAAAUCUAAUGCUUCCUUACAUCUGUUUAUUUUACGCUUUCGUAAACUAGAAGAACAGUAACGAUAUAAGAGUUGCAAAACAAUGCUUUUCUUCUUUAUUUAAUUCUUCAUAUAAGCCCCAUAUAAAUAAAAUGAGUUAGAUACAAACUGCGGUACCGUCAUAGCCCAGACGUAGCCCAGACGUAAUGUUGUUGUAAAAAUUUUUAUCAACAUUUCUUUCAGGUCUUGUUCCGCGUUUAACGACAUUAUCUUCACUGAAUUUCCCCGUCCCAUCACCUGCUAUCCCUAUGUCACCUACAGUCACCAACUUCUUAACCGCCCCAGUACCUGCCGCUAGUGCCAGUACUUAUAUACCCGCACCAUCACCUGCCUCGUAUUUCAAUGCCAUCCCAUCACCAGCAACACCCUAUCAAUUUAUUACGUCACCAGCUACACCACAAACUGGUGUCCCAUCCCCUGCCGUGCUCGCGCCAUCACCCGGAAAUGCGUCAUGGUCGCCACAAGUACCCAGUUCAAAUACUCAUCAUCAGAGGAUAGCGUGA
Messenger RNA from Paramuricea clavata, 11911 nucleotides. The record is from the annotation of a GenBank genome assembly. NCBI's taxonomy places the organism in Eukaryota, Metazoa, Cnidaria, Anthozoa, Malacalcyonacea, Plexauridae.